GCAUAUAAUAGCCAUACAAGCUAGAUCCAGUCGUGUUCUACUGCUGAGUCAGCAAAAACGAAAAGUAAUUUGGCCUGGAAUGUCAUUAAAGGGUCAUAAUUAGUGAAAGUUUAAGUGAUGUCCGACCUCCUCUGGAUCCAGAUCCCCCCAUAGCCCUGCCGCGCCCUCUUACGUAGAGGCCAUUUUUCUUUUCUGCAUUAUUUAGAAGCCAGAAAAUUGCAUUGAGCGCGAGCUGCUAUAUCAUAUCCACUGGCACGGCAAUGGCAGGACCCAAGAUAGGCAUCUCUGCUGAGGAUUGGGUAAAGCACUGGGAGACUGACUUUGUAGAGUUCUCACACCAGGAGCAUGGCGAUCAGGGCGAGCACGGCCAUCAGGAUCAUCAUGGCGCCGGGGCCGAGGGAUGCGAGGAAAGAGGUUGUGGAAGUAUGAAAUCACUUAAGAAAUACCUCCCCAAGCUAACUCGAGACCGACCCUCUGUGUCCGUACUAGUGUCGCUGUGUGGAGACUCCUCAGAUGUGGCGUUCUUAGCCGGCAAAGGUCACGAUGUAAUCGGGAUUGAAAUAUCCGAAAAGGCCGUCAAGUCUAUUUUCACGGAAAACCAGCCCCCAAUUCCAUACUCUGUAACAGAGAAAGGUCCCUUCAAGGUCUACACGGCCACUGAUGACAAGAAGAUAGCAAUCUACGUUGGUAAUUUUUUUGAUACUCUACCUAGUGAUGUGGGUCCAUUUGAUGCCGUAUGGGAUGGUCACGGUAUUGUUUCACUACCUGAGAAAGACAUGCAGCCAUAUGCAGACAAGCUGAAGACGCUGCUGAAAGCCAAUGGUGCGAUGCUGUUCUCUACUUUGUGGUAUGACAUCAACGAGCUUACUAAAGGGCCUGCCCCUGCCCCCCUCUCUACUGACGAGCUUAGCAGAUUCUUCCCUGGCUGUAAGGUGGAACUACUGGAGAAAGGACCGUUUGAUAAUUCAGACUUUGAGGGAGUAACCAAGAUUACCAAUGAUAUCAAUUUUGUCACCAAGAACCAAUAACUAAACAACCAAUAACUGAACUCAACACAUCUGUGUGUGCUUAGGUAGUUAUAGUUUCAAUCAUUAGUUUUGUAUUGUAUUGUCCAGUACUUGA
Molecule: messenger RNA, 1122 nt
Organism: Halichondria panicea
Lineage: Eukaryota; Metazoa; Porifera; Demospongiae; Suberitida; Halichondriidae
Product: thiopurine S-methyltransferase-like
Exons: 1
Coding region: 261-1028 (255 amino acids)
Molecular function (GO): thiopurine S-methyltransferase activity
Source: RefSeq, a predicted model, not a curated record